This is a messenger RNA of Sparassis crispa, 1392 nucleotides long. RefSeq names its product SET domain-containing protein. Lineage: Eukaryota; Fungi; Basidiomycota; Agaricomycetes; Polyporales; Sparassidaceae. The record is from RefSeq and is a predicted model, not a curated record. Bases 1 to 1392 code for a protein of 463 amino acids. Gene Ontology annotation, cellular component: nucleus. The transcript is spliced from 2 exons. Gene Ontology annotation, molecular function: protein binding.
AUGACCACCGCCCCCAUACCCCAAGCCACCUGGCAAGAGGGUCUGCGCGUGCAGACCGACCCGCGCGUCGGACGCACGUACCACACCACCCACGCCAUCCCCGCCAACAGCACCGUCAUCGAAGCCACCACGCCGUACGCGUGCACGAUCUGGAAGCAGUUCCGGGCGGAGGUGUGCGCCGAGUGCUGGAGGUACGACGGCGGUCGGCGCGGGUUUCUGACGCGUCGUGACGAUGAAGGCCUGCAUGGUCCUCGCGUAGAGACCAGUGCUCCGGAGGAAAAGGGUGAGAAACCAGGCACGAUCCUGGACCACCGAGAGAGGUCAGGCCCAAGCGCUGGUUUGUGGUUCUGCGGGGAGCACUGCCAGAGUUCCUGGAUGACGCGUGAAGGUAUGGACACGCUACAGCUCCUGAGAACCCUUGAAGAAGCGCGUCGCAAAAAGGUGAAGGAAAAGGUGAACGAGAGCGCGGAAGCAGCCUUGGCAGAGAAACCAGCACUGACGCGUACGGACAUCGAGCACGCGUGGGACGAGACGCGGCAGAAGGAGAGGAGCCCCAAAGAGGUCAGAAGGUGGCGGGAGAUCCAGCUGGACGAUUUCGAGACAGAUAUGGCGCGCUAUGUGCUUCUCGCGCUGGUCCACCUCUACCGCGAACAAGGAGCGCAGCAUCUCCUGCCGCCCGAUACUGGGCAAAUGCCAGCCUUCGAGAAGCCUCUUAGCUUCGGCGGAGCGACCUGGCGCGAAUUCGAGGCACUGCAGUCGAACGAGCUUCGUCAUCUACAAACCUACCCCGAGCUCCUGGAGGACCAGAUCAGGAUCUAUCAGGCAUUGCAAGGGCGAUUCGGGUUAGGCGGGAGAAGAAGAGGUGAUAGCGCUGCCGAACCGGCCGCUGCAGGGCUAGCGCUGAACGGCGAAGGAGGCAAGCACAAGCACGCACGCGUGCGAAACGGGAAGGUGGAGACUCGGGUGGGCAGGUGGGAAGCUGGCAGCCUGCGCGGCGUAGGAAGCGUCAUCACGGUCGAGAACGUGCGUAUGGCCCUGGGAGUCGACCCGGGGAAUUCGUUUGGUAUAUGGGAGGUCCCCAUAACCGAGGAGAGCGAGUGCCUUGGGUUUGGUGUGUAUCCCAGGCCGUCGUUGUUCAACCAUCACUGCAUGCCGAACGUCAAGAAAGAGCGUAAUGGUCGUGUACUGCGAUUCAUCACAACUCGGAACGUGGAUGCAGAUGAGGAGUUGUGUAUCAGCUACGGGCACGUAGAGCAGAUGGACUGGAGGGAGCGGAGGAAGGAGCUGCAGGAGGGGUGGUUCUUCCAAUGUAGGUGUAGUCGGUGUGUAACAGAUAUGGCAACGGAGAGAGAAGCUUGUGGUGUUGGGCAGCUUCGCCCUACUCUGACAUAG